Molecule: messenger RNA, 2058 nt
Organism: Camellia sinensis
Lineage: Eukaryota; Viridiplantae; Streptophyta; Magnoliopsida; Ericales; Theaceae
Source: RefSeq, a predicted model, not a curated record
AGGGUUUUAUUACUCUUCUAGUCUCUCUCGCUCUUUCUAGCUACUUUGAGCACACUCAAAAAACUCUCCGAUCCGAUCAGAAUCAAUGGUGGUUUUCGACAUCGGAGCAGUACCCUUUAACCCGGACGGUUGGGGCCCACCCGAAUCCUCUUCCUCCACCUCUCUCCUCCCAAACCACCCUACCAACGUCCCCUUCGCCCCCUUCUCUCGCUCCGACAAGCUAGGCCGGGUCGCCGACUGGACCCGCACCAACACCUACAACCAAACCCGCACCCAAACCCGCAACCCCUCCGACUCUGUCUUCGACUUCACCGGCGACGAUUCCUUCGGCGGCGGCGCCGACGACGACUCCUCCUUCCGCCUCGUCGACGGCAAGCCUCCGCCGCGGCCUAGAUUCGGCCCCCGGUGGCGCUUCCAACAACACCGCAACCAGCUCCCCCAACGCCGCGACGAAGAGGUUGAGGCCAAAAAACGCGAGGCCGACAAGGAACGCGCCCGCCGCGAUCGCCUCUACCACCUCAACCGCCCCGGCGGCCACGGCCAGCGGCGUGAGGCCGCGGUCUACAAGUCUUCCGUGGAGAUCCAGCCGGAAUGGAACAUGCUCGAUCAGAUCCCUUUCUCUACCUUCACCAAACUCUCGUUCUCCGUCCCCGAUCCCGAAGAUCUCCUCCUCUGUGGCUCUCUCGAGUUCUACGAUCGAUCCUUUGAUCGUAUAACCCCGAAGAACGCUCGUCCUCUCGAGAGGUUCAAGAAUCGGAAUUUCUUCAAAGUGACCACCACAGACGAUCCGAUCAUUCGCCGACUCGCUAACGAAGAUAAAGCUACGGUUUUUGCUACCGAUUCGAUUCUUUCGACUCUGAUGUGCGCUCCUAGGUCAGUUUACUCUUGGGAUAUUGUGAUUCAACGAGUUGGGAACAAGUUGUUUUUUGAUAAACGAGAUGGGUCUCAAUUAGAUUUACUUUCUGUUCAUGAAACAUCGCAAGAACCAUUGCCUGAAUCUAAAGAUGAUAUUAACUCUGCUUAUUCGUUGAGUGUUGAGGCUGCUUAUAUCAAUCAGAAUUUUUCACAGCAAGUUUUGAUUAGAGAUGGGCAAAAGGUGAAUUUUGAAGAAUCGAACCCGUUUGCGAAUGAGGGCGAAGAAGUAGCGUCGGUUGCGUAUAGGUAUCGGCGUUGGAAGUUAUCGGAUGAUAUGUAUCUUGUAGCCCGGUGUGAGGUUCAGAGUGUCGCCGAGGUUAACAAUCAGAGAUCAUUUUUAACUCAGAAUGCGCUUAAUGAGUUUGAUUCCAAGUACUCUGGUGUUGAUUGGAGGCAGAAAUUGGAGACUCAGAGAGGUGCUGUGUUGGCUACUGAAUUGAAGAACAAUGCCAAUAAGUUAGCCAAAUGGACUGCUCAGGCGUUGUUGGCAAGCGCGGAUAUGAUGAAAUUGGGUUAUGUGUCGAGGGUUCAUCCUCGUGAUCAUUUCAACCAUGUUAUAUUGGCUGUUGUUGGGUAUAAGCCGAGGGAUUUCGCAGCGCAGAUCAAUUUGAAUACAUCGAAUAUGUGGGGUAUUGUGAAGUCUAUUGUGGAUUUGUGUAUGAAAUUGAAUGAGGGGAAGUAUGUGCUUGUCAAGGAUCCAUCGAAGCCCCAGGUGAGGAUUUAUGAGGUUCCGGUAGAUGCAUUUGAGAAUGAUUAUGUGGAGGAACCAUUGCCGGAGGACGAACAGGUCCAGCCGCCUGCGGAGGAGAAUGCAGAAGAUGGAGAGGCAAAUACAGCUACAAAUGAUGUGGAAGACAAAGAGAUUACUAUUGAGGCUUAAAGGGGUAUCAAAUAAAUAUUUGGUGGAAGCAGGGAGGCAUAAAAGAAAAACUUGAGUUCCCUGAUUUUGGAUUGAGGUUUUUAUUUCUUAGCAAAAUUGUCUGAUAAUUUAGUUAGUGCCAUCAACUGCCCUUUCUUCUUUUAGCUUUGUUUGUAUUUAUAAUUAACAGUUUAUUCACCUUUAAAAUUUAAACUUGGAUUUGUGUUGGCAUGAAUGCUUGUAAUCAACGUUUUUUUUUUUCAAUUUUGGCCACGUUUUCAUUA